AGAGGAGCUCAGCAUUGCGCAGAGCAUGUAGCCGAAACUACAUCAGACUGCGGUGCUGAAGUUUUUGUCUGUUGCGGAUUUGAAGUGACUUCUUCUUCCUCUUCUUCUUCUUCUUCUUCUGCGGGACCAACACUGACAACAUUCAGAACUCCUCUUCGACACUCAACUAAAUGACAAGUAGGCAGCGACACAGGACCGCUCAGUGACACCCGGGCCGCGAUGGAGAGCAAGGGAUUACUUCGCUGUAAGAUUGUGGUGGUCGGCGAUGCGCAGUGUGGCAAGACGGCUCUCCUCCACGUUUUUGCCAAAGACUCGUACCCAGAGAACUACGUUCCCACGGUGUUUGAGAACUACACGGCCAGCUUCGAGAUCGACAAGCAGAGGAUCGAGCUCAACAUGUGGGACACUUCAGGUUCAGCCUACUAUGACAACGUGCGGCCGUUAGCUUAUCCUGACUCUGACGCUGUGCUCAUCUGCUUUGACAUCAGCCGUCCAGAAACACUGGACAGCGUGCUGAAAAAGUGGCAGGGUGAGACGCAGGAGUUCUGUCCCAAUGCCAAAGUGGUGCUGGUCGGCUGCAAGCUGGACAUGAGGACGGACCUCAACGUCAUGAGAGAGCUCGCCAAACACAGACUGAUUCCCGUCACCCACGAACAGGGCACAAAUUUGGCGAGGCAGAUCGGUGCCGUGGCCUACGCAGAGUGCACCUCAAAGUAUUCGGAGAACAGCGUCCGGGACGUUUUCCACGUCACCACCCUGUCGUCCGUGUCCCGCAUCCAUCGGCCUCAGCUCAAACGUGCUGGCUCACGUCGCGGCCUCAAGCGGGUCUCCCAGCAGCCGCCCCGGACUGAGAUUCACGAGCACCCGCCCGCCAUUAGAAAGGACCGGGCCAAAAGCUGCGUGCUCAUGUAGGACCAGAGUCUACGAGCCACCUGACCGCCGUGUGCUGAUGGACAUGAAACCAUACCGCACACGAACUUAAUUUAUUGGUGAAUCCUUGUCAGAUCUUUGCACUGCAUAAAGGACAAUAUGAUGAAAACAAGAACGAAUGCUAUCCUGUGGAGUUUCUUUGAGGAAUUGUUUGUCCUUCUUUAGCAAAACUCUCCUUGUUAUUUUUCUCUGUGGCCGUGCUCUCAUCAGGGGAGGUCAUUGUUGUGGCAAAUGCUAUUUUUCUUUAACGCUUUUACUUGACCAAGUGGACAAAAAUGGUCAUGGACACAAACGGGCUGGUUAGCAAAUGAAACACAAGGACAGAAAAAAAAGUGAUUUUGAAGAUUAAAGGGAAAAAAAUAAUUGGAAAGAUCACCUUGCAGGAACCAGCAGCAGCAGCAGUGCUGGUCUUGACCUCUGUUAUGUUGUUUCCUGUUUUGAAAUGCUAUUCUCUCUUUAAGUGUAAGUAAAAUGAAGCACAAUACGAUGCACGCAAACUGCUCUGAGUCAUUCGUAAAUGCCAGGAGAUGAACUCUGCUGUUCCACUUCAUGUGACAAGCUGAAAAGAAAAUCUAGACAGAAAAAAAACAACAACAACUCGUGGGCUGAGAUGACACUAAUUUUCUUAAACCACAAGUGCUUUUAAUAUUGAAAAGUCAAUAAUCACUCACCACGUACUACUGAAGUGUUGUGAAAUUAAUAUUGUUCUAAUAAUCCUCACUGGGAAGGAAAGUCACAGAGGGAACAAAGAGGGUGACUGUUACGGUAUGUUGUACAUGUGAUAAUGAAAUUAAAAAAAACUUCAUCU
This is a messenger RNA of Chelmon rostratus (copperband butterflyfish), 1738 nucleotides long. Its product is annotated as rho-related GTP-binding protein RhoN-like. Gene Ontology annotation, molecular function: GTPase activity; GTP binding. The coding region runs from base 220 to 912 and encodes 230 amino acids. The transcript has 5 exons. The record is from RefSeq and is a predicted model, not a curated record. NCBI's taxonomy places the organism in Eukaryota, Metazoa, Chordata, Actinopteri, Chaetodontiformes, Chaetodontidae. Gene Ontology annotation, biological process: small GTPase-mediated signal transduction.